CAUGAACAGUAUAUAAGUUGGAGAAUCGCGUAUGAUUUUUAAACGCUAUUUUAAAGCCUUCUGUUACGUGACAUUAAAGUUUGAAACAAAAAAGAAAUAGUGAAGUUCGUCUGAUUAUUCCUGUGUAUUACACAUACGAAUGAGUUUGACACCAUAAGGCGAUUGUAUUAGUGUUUGCGGUCGAUUACAUUUAAAUAUCAACUGGGAAAAGUAACUGUAUAUUCUUUAACAAUCAUGAUAAGAUUAGCAAUAAUCUGCUUCCUAAUUUCGAUGAUCAGAAGCGAAGACUGUAACUUCAAUAUUAAUGACGUAUAUGAAUUAAGACAACUUUUCCAUGAUUCUGAACGUCGAAUGGAAAGAGCAACUCGAGGUCAAAGUGGAAAUGCGGCAAUUGUCAUAGGCAGUGCAAGAAGUGGCAAAAGUACAUUAAUUAAUUACUUGAUGGGAAAUGCAUUGAUUGCUUAUAAUGAGAAACGUGAAAUAAAAAUAAAAAAAGCUAACAAUAAUGUCAGAGGACCAGAAAUUGGUGCUGGAUCAGUGUCAGUGACUACAAUUCCCACAAAAUGGAACUCAGAAAGGUCAGCAUUACAGAAUUUGGACUUCUGGGAUACCGCUGGAUUUGAGGACAAUAGAGGUGAAAAGGAAGAUAUAAAUAAUGCCUUUCAUAUGUAUCAUUUGACAAAAAAGGUCGAUUCUCUGAAACUUAUUUUAGUAAUCAGCUAUAACGACAUUACUAGUGGAAAUAUUAAUCAGAUUUUAACACUUUUAAAAACUGUAGGAGGAUAUUUUAAUAACACGUUUGAAGAUAUUUUCCCAAGUAUAUCAGUAAUUAUCUCAAAAGCACCUAACCAAAUUAAUAAUGGUUAUCCAGUCGAUUCUGAAUUCCUCAAUUAUAAAUUAAAUACAAAUUUAUUAUCAAGUUCAGAAUUGGAUAUAUCCGAAGUUUCAAAAGACUUUGUACGGCAUAUAAUAAAUAAUAACCAACGUGUAGCCUUCUUCAGGAAAGUGAAAAAAGUAGGGAGAGUUACUUCUGACAUCGAUGAUAAUAUUACUCAAGCUAUUAAUAACUGCGAUAGCAUAAGAAAGCCAUCUCAUCAGGAUAUAGGUUUCACAUUUUCAGUCAAAUCGAAACUUUGCCUGCAAAGGACUAAUGAUGAUUUACUGAACAUGAAUGAUUUUACAGAUUUAACUUCAGUAGUGAAUAAGAGGUACAUUGAAAACCACAAUGAUUUGAACAGGACGUUAGAUAGAAGUGUAUUAUUGCAAAAAAAUUCCAGUUUUCAGCAAAUCUACAGACGAAUUAAUAUUUCUUCAUUGGAUAAUUCUGAUGCAAAGUUUAAAAUUAAAAUUCUGGAAGAGAGUGAUAAUAUUAUUAAAGACUUUAUUACGAAGAAAAAAUUAGAGAAUAAAAUCAGCCUAACUGAAUUUAUUGAUAGCAUAAUUAUGUCAGGAAAAAUAAAAAGAAUAAACAUUUUAUUGGAGGCUAUUGUUGAAAUACUAUAUGACAGAUUAUCAUUAUUAAUUUCAUUAUGUCAACUUAUGCUAAACAAUAUUGAUAGAGUUGAAUUUAACCGUAGAAUGAUAGAACUUAAAAGAUCGCAAGAAGCAGCAGUUAGGAAGUUGGAAGAAAAAAUACGAAAUAUAGAAAUACCUGAAAAGGAGAAAAGCAUUUGGGAAACAAUAUGGCAGUAUAUUUCUGGUGCACUGUCAAAUCCAAUAGUAUUAGGAUAAAUGAAAUAAUUGUAGACUAAAAGAGAUGUUGUCAUUUACUGUAUCUAAACAAACGUUAUUUUACGUUGAUAUUAACCUGCGGUUUUAUCAUUUUUCAAUUUUGCAGGAUAUAAAUGUAUAAUUUUGUUAAAAUUAAUUUUGACUAUUUUAUUUUUACUCUGAUAUUAAAUACAACUAUUUGGCUUCAAGUUA
This is a messenger RNA of Leptopilina heterotoma, 1923 nucleotides long. RefSeq lists its product as uncharacterized. NCBI's taxonomy places the organism in Eukaryota, Metazoa, Arthropoda, Insecta, Hymenoptera, Figitidae. The transcript has 2 exons. Bases 235 to 1731 code for a protein of 498 amino acids. The record is from RefSeq and is a predicted model, not a curated record.